AUGGAAUGGGUGAGGAGGGAGAGGGUGUACGGGGUAAGAGAGAGGGUGUCACUUUGGAAGUGGUCGUACAUGGACGUUGUUGCGAGCGUGCGCUCGUCGAUUGUUGCUUGCGCUGCAGAGCGGGAAGAAUGCAUGGAAUUAUUGAAGAAGUCGUUCAGCGUUGGUCAACAAUGCGGAUGUGCGAAUGCGAAUGCAAAAAAGGAAGGCGAACGUAAAAAAAGAAGGACAACGAAGGAGAGGCAACGUAAGCAGCGGAGCGAGGAGCGGGAGGGAUGGAAGGAAGACAAAAAUGGACCAAAGUUGCUUACGCUUUACGUUGAGACUGGGAGGGGACGGUGUAGUCAGCUGCGCAGGGUCUGGGACUCAGUGCGGGCAUUGCAAUGGCAGAUUGGAGAGACGAGUGCAGCGAUGUUUAUUGUCUACAUUGCUGAAGGCAGAGUGACAGCUAGUAGGAUGCUUGCAAGUGGAGGAAGACCGGAGAGAACAAAGCGACGACAUGGUGGCAGGGCAGAGGGUUAG
Fomitiporia mediterranea MF3/22 is the source of this 519-nucleotide messenger RNA. RefSeq lists its product as uncharacterized. NCBI's taxonomy places the organism in Eukaryota, Fungi, Basidiomycota, Agaricomycetes, Hymenochaetales, Hymenochaetaceae. The record is from RefSeq and is a predicted model, not a curated record. The transcript has 2 exons. Bases 1 to 519 code for a protein of 172 amino acids.